Necator americanus (New World hookworm) is the source of this 513-nucleotide messenger RNA. RefSeq lists its product as uncharacterized. The record is from RefSeq and is a predicted model, not a curated record. The transcript has a single exon. NCBI's taxonomy places the organism in Eukaryota, Metazoa, Nematoda, Chromadorea, Rhabditida, Ancylostomatidae. Bases 1 to 513 code for a protein of 170 amino acids.
AUGAGCCCAUAUUGCACGACUAUCUUUACACACGAACAAUGUUCCUUCAGUGAAACCGUUUCUCUUCAACUGCAACCUAUAGAACAAGACGUUUGCCUUCUCCUACGAAACAACAAGAAUCAACCAGCAGGCACUAUCUCGCUCCGAAUUCACGACAUCGCCUACGCGUGUCAGCAAAAAACCGAAUGUUACACUCGCGACCACAAGUUCUACACCGAGUUCCAUCACCAGUGCUUCAAUUCCAAGAGCUGCAAAGGCGAAACGUGCAAAGGAAUCGCGAAGGAGAAUCCAGGAUUCACCUACUGCUCACCCAGUUCUAAGUGCCUAUGGUGUGAUUGGUGUUUUCGAUGUAAGGAAUCGUGUAUAUUCAAGGUAUAUGCAUGGGCAACUUCCGAUACGAUUUAUCGAAUAUUCACAUGCCCAACGUGGUCUAUCACCGUAACAGGAACAACCACACUGGAAACUCCUACCCGAAAGCAACAACACGAGUUCGUUCUACAACCCGCUCGUUGA